UGUCUGGUUAUGCUAUAACUACUACCUACUGCCGGUACUACUGUUCUGUUGGUGGCACUGUACAUCACGCAUAAGGCCAGCUGAUCAUCACCAAACGAGACAAGCAGUACAGUAGUACCACGUGGGACAAGUGAUCACAAACAGCGAAGGCCUGGAACUACCACCACGCAUCAGGCCACUUGUCUCUGACUCUCUGCCAGUACCCGUUAUCCCGGCCACUCACAGAAGAAAAUGCCUAAUCCAGCCUUUUUGCCCGUCUUUGCCGGGCUCGGCUCUGAGGCCCUGUUCUCGGCCGAGGCACUCGACAGAGCAGCACAGGACGCUUUGGUGCCCGAGUGUGCGGUACUCCUGCGGGCAUGCCACGAGGCCUUUGUCACACAGGUUACGCAGGCCGUGGACAGCCAGCUGAUCGGGCCCGAUGUCAUUCGCCUAGCCGACUUUACCUCGCCCUCGGCUCUAGUGCGCCCGCCGCCACGCUAUUGCCGCCACAACGUGCUCAUGCAGCACGUCACGCUCUACCUGCAACAGGUCCUGCGCCAUCUCGCAUCUGCACCUUCACGCGAGCCCGGAAAGCUUGUCGCGGCCGCGGGCUUCUGUGUCGGCCUCCUCCCGGCCGCAGCCUUGGCGACGGCAGGGGCGUCGUCCGAUUCGUCCCUGGCGUUGAUCUCGCGCGCACUCGAUUUCUUCCGGGUUGCGCUCUGGGUCGGCAUCCACAGCGAGUGCCACCGCAGGACGGCAGUAGCGCGCGAGGUCGACCUAGAUACUCCCCGGUCCUGCAGCUACGUCGUCGACGGGCUCUCGCCCGAUGCAGCCUCUCAGCUCCUCCCCGAGGGCGGACAUGUCUUUCUCUCCGCCGUGUUAUCUCCGACGCGCGUGGUGUUGAGCGGGAUUCCGUCCGAACUCGCCAGCUUCGUCUCGCACAAGCUGCCGCAAAGCUGCCGUGCGCGGCCAACGCAAGUCUUCAGCCUCUACCAUGACAGCCGCCUCAGCCACUUACGGCAUCGGGUCUUUGAUGACGUCGGCAAGUACGAGGAUGGUCUACUGCAGACCGAGAUCCGACUCGCCGCCCCGCUCCUGUCGGCGUCUACGGGGGAGCCCCUUGCCCUCCCGAGCCCGUCCCAGGUCGGAGACUUGGUGGCCGCCAUCCUAGACGAGGUUUUCCUCCAGCCGGUUGACUGGGUGGCCGUACAGGCCUCGAUCGCCUCGCUCGCGGGGUCUCAGUCAGACCCGAGGAGUGAGACCUGCCCGGUCCACAUUCUGAACUACGGACCUGGUGUGGGCAUGUCACAUAAAGCAAGUUCCGCACUGCCGGACAAUGUUGACAUUAUUGACGCGUCGCUGCUGGCAGUGGCUGCCGGCGCUGUCUCUAAGGAGGACAUCGCCAUUGUUGGCAUGGCCGUGGACCUGCCCGGGGCCGCCGACUGCGACACGCUUUGGGAAGGCCUGAUGCAAGGGACCAACACCUGCACUGAGAUACCAGCGUCGCGGUUUGAUGUUCAGCAGUAUUCAGGCGACGGCCACAACCAGCAAGCACGGAAACGCGGCGGGCGGGUGCUCAAUGCCAGGCAUGGCAACUUCCUCGAGAACCCGUUCCUCUUCGACGCCGAGCUGUUUGACAUAUCCCGACGCGAGGCCAAGUCCAUGGACCCGCAACAGCGCAUCCUUCUCCAUACGGCCUACCGCGCGCUGGAGGAUGCCGGCUACGUGCCCGACUCGUCGCCGUCCUUCUGCCGAGACACGUUCGGCUGUUGGGUUGGCAACGCCACGCUGGACUAUGUCGACAACAUGCGUGACGACAUCGACGUCUACUACAGUCCUGGGACCCUCCGUGCCUUCCUCAGCGCCCGGAUAUCGUACGUCUUUGGUUGGAGCGGGCCAUCCAUCACCUUGGACACGGCCUGCUCCUCCUCGAUUGUCGCCUUGCACCAAGCCGCCAGGGCUAUCAUGGCGGGCGAAUGCAGAGCCGCUCUGGUCGGUGCUGCCAACACAAUCACAAGCCCCGAUAUGUAUCUUGGCCUGGACAGAGCCCACUUCUUGAGUCCGUCGGGGCAGUGCAAGGCCUUUGACGCCUCUGCCGACGGCUACUGCCGCGCCGAGGGCUGUGGGGUGUUUGUCAUCAAGAAGCUGUCCGAUGCCAUCGCCGAGGGGGACCGCAUCCACGCGGUCAUCAAGGCGGUCGAGAUCAACCACAGCGGAAACGCGCAUUCCAUCACACAUCCACAUGUUCCCACGCAGGAGGCAUUGUUCACCCGCAUGUUUCAAAAGGCCAGGAUCGAUCCUCGUGAGGUUUCCGCAGUAGAACUUCAUGGUACAGGAACCCAAGCGGGCGACCCCAACGAAGUCGAGAGCGUGCGACGCGUGCUCUGCGCCGGGCGUGACGCGCGCAAGCAACCGCUGCACCUGACGUCCAUCAAGGCCAACAUCGGCCACGCCGAGGCCGCCUCGGGCAUGGCGGGACUGGCCAAGCUGGUGCUGAUGCUGCGGCAUGGCCGCAUCCCGCCGCAGGUGUCGCUGCACACGCUGAACCCGCGCAUCCGCCAGCUCGGAAGCGACGGCGCCGUGAUCGUGACCGAUCGCCAGGGCGCCGAGUGGCCGCGCACGGCACCCGGCAGGCCGCGCCUCGCCAUGCUCAACAACUUUGGCGCUGCCGGGUCCAACGCCGCCGUGCUCGUCGCCGAGCACAUUGACUCCAAGGCUAUACCACUACGGACGCCAGCAACAACGCUUGUUUGUGGCUUUUCAGCUAAGAGUGAGCGCGCCAUCGCCGCUCUGCAGCGGGAACUGGCUGCCCGUUUGGCGGAAGCGGCUGCUGAGGCUCAGGGGCCUCGGUUUAGUCUCGGCGACGUCUGCGCGACCUUGACGUCGCGCAGGCAGGUGUAUGACUGGCGCGUCACUGUGACCGCGAGCUCGGUUGGUGAGCUGGCCGAGAAGAUCCGCACGGCCGCGCCACGCCGGGUGGUGCGUGGUGGGGGCCCGUGGACGAGACCUGAGGCCGUUUUCGUCUUCUCCGGCCAGGGCUCGCAGUAUCUGGGCAUGGGACGGGAGCUCAUGGCGACCUACAGCGAGUUUGCCGAAACGGUGCUGCAGUGCGACUGCUGGCUUGUCGAGAACGGGUACCCCGGCUGCCGUGCGGUCAUAGAGGCCAGCAGCGAAAGCCCAGCGGAGACGCAGCAACCGAACGCUUCUUCCCGCUGGCAGGCGUUCCAGUCCGCACUCUUUGUGCUAGAGGUGGCCCUGGCGCGGCUCCUCAUCUCCUGGGGCAUCGCGCCCAUCGCGGUGGUGGGCCACAGUCUGGGAGAGUACGCCGCUCUGGUAACCGCUGGCGUCGUGGAUCUGUUCGACGGGCUCAAGCUCGUUGCUCACCGCGCGUCGCUGAUGAUGCAGCACUGCGAGGUCGGCCACACUUCGAUGCUCGCCGUUAACUGCAGCGCCGACGCAAUGGAGGCUCUCCUGCGCGGUGAUGAUGACCGCUUUGCUGGUGUGGAGGUUGCGUGCCGUAACAGCGAGACGGACUGCGUCGUGGGGGGCCCCGUGCCGGUGCUGUCGGGGCUGAAGACCCAUCUCGGCGAGACGCGCGGCAUCAAGAGCAAGCUGCUCGAUGUGCCGCUGGCCUUCCACACGCAAGCCAUGGACCCCAUGAUGGCCGAAUUCCGUGCCUUUGCCGCCCGUGAAGCAGGCCUAUCCCUAUCCGCUCCCACCGUCCCCGUCGUGUCCAACGUGCUGGGCCGGACGGUGCGUCCCGGCGAGAAGGACGUCUUUUCCGCCGGCUACUUUGCCGACCACUGCCGCAACGCGGUCGCCUUCGACGACGGGAUCAAGGACUUCCUCGCGGGUCUUGAUGCCAGCGCAGCUGCUCUGAGGUUCAUCGAGGUGGGGCCGCAUUCCUCCAUCCUGCCGAUGCUGCGCCCGCGUGCUCUUCGGGCUGCUGCCAGUACCGCCGCUGGGGCGCGGGAUCCAGAGCUCCUCCCCGUCCUGACCAAGGCUUCGACACCCGACGAGACCGUCUCCCGGCUUCUACGCCAUUUCUACGAAACCGGCGGGGAUGGCAUCAACUGGAGGAAAGUCUUCAUGCGCCGUGGGAAGACGCCUCGUCGGCUGCCCGUCGACCUACCCACCAUGCCCUUUUUCAAGGAGGAGUUCUACACGCCGUACCGCGAGUCAAGGGUUGCUGUUCAAGAGGAGGUCCCGGAACCGACACUCGUGGCAAACAGCUUCGCUGCCCGAGCCAUCCAACGGUUGCCUCCCGGCUCCGGCGACGGCCAGGCUGUGUACGACACGCCAGCCUCGCUGCUCAAGGACUUCAUCGCCGGCCAUCUCGUCUGCGACCAGGCGCUCUGUCCAGCCUCGGUGUACCACGAGAUGGCUCUUGCCGCGCUUGCUGACACCGAGUCUGGAGCAGCAGCAGGAUCCUGGUCGCUUACCAAGAUCAAGUACCUGGCGUCGUUCGUAUACCGCGAGGAUCAGGGAGGCUCGGAACAAGUCCUCAGGGUGGUACUUUCGAGGAAGAACACGCAUCCGGACGGCUACGAGUUCACCAUCCUCUCAUACAGCGCCUCGUCCGAUCCCGACACCAGCAGCACAACGCACUGCCGUGGCAUCGUCAGGCGCAACACGCAGGACUCGCUGAAGCUCAAGUACCCGCGGCUCUGGGCAUCCGCCAAGGGUAGGAUGAGCGUCCUUCUGGACCACCCUUCCUCAGACGCACUUUUGCAGGUUUUUUCCCGAAGCGCCAUGUACGACAAGAUCUUCCCGCGCGUCGUCACCUACUCCGAGCCAUACCAGAUGGUCCGGUCAAUCCACGUCAACGACACGAGGGGAGAGGCCUUUGCAGCGUGCGAGUAUCCCAAGCCGCGGCUGGGAAGCGACGGCGCCAUCCCCGCCGCCAACGCCAUCUUCAUGGACGUGCUCCUGCAUGUUGCCGGGUUUGUUGCCAACCUGCGUGUGGCAAACGACAUCAUGGGCAUCUGCACCGAAGUGGGUGCUGCCACCGUUCUCCGAGCGCCCGAAGGCGGCGCUACCGGGGCGCCGUUUGAGAUUUUCUGCUCGACGUUCGAGAUGUCUGGCCAGGAGGGUGGCGUUGGAAGUGCUCUCACGAUCGCCGAGGCGUACGCGAUGGACGCCCACGGCCUUCUCGCCGUCUUCAAGGGCAUGGUGUUCCAGCACGUCAGCAUGGCACGUAUUCGCCUGGCUCUCGGCGUGAAACAACCCGUCAAGCAGCAGCACCAGCGUGCUGUUGCGGCCUCUGUCGACAACAACCCAAAGCCCGCCCCCAGCCGAGGACAUCCCUCGAUUUCCACUUCCACCAUAGCGAGCCCACCACCAGUCUCUCCCGCGGUUGUCGACGUCCGGGACCUGGUCGCCAAGGCGUGCGGUCUCGGAUCCGGAAGCACGCUGGCGGCCGACUCGGCCCUCGAUGCGAUCGGCGUCGACUCGCUGCUGAUGAUCGAGCUCCACUCGGACCUCUCGUCCGUCAUGAGCGUCAGCAUUCCGCACGACGCCUUGGCCGAGUGCGCCACCGUCGGCGACAUCGAGUCCCUCGUCUCGUCUCUCCGGUACACGAGCGGUAAUGCUACUACUACUACUGCACGCUCGGCCUUCCCGGACAGUGCAGCAGACUCGGUGUCGUCAGCCAGCUCGAGCACCACCGCCAGCCCGUGCACACCCGACACCACUAGUAGUACGCCCGGAACGGGCGGCGCCCAGGCGGCCAGCAUGACCGAGAUCAUCGCUAACGUCUGCGGCGCCGACCCGCGGACCAUCUCGCCGGACUCGGAGCUCAGGUCCCUGGGGAUCGACUCGCUCAUGACGUUGGAGCUCGAGGACACGCUGCGAGCGACCUAUGGAGUGGACAUCUCGUCCUUGGGCGUGCAGCACUGCCGUACUGUGGCCGACGUUGCGAAGCUGAUCGGCCGCCCCAGUAGCGGCAACGGCCCACUUGCAAGACAGGUCUCUGCGGCCCUUGCCCGGCUCGUGCCACAUGUGGAAGAGGACGAUCCCACCUCUUUACCCCCCUUCCUCUCCGAAGAAGAACGAAACGCAAUUCCACACAUCUCCCGUCUCCUACACCUCACCGAAGAGCCGGAGCUCAUCCAAUCCCCGCCGCGCAACCAGCCCCCAGCCGCGCCAAUCUUCCUCAUCCACGACGGCAGCGGCAUUUGCACGCACUACCGUCGCCUCCGCCCGCUCCACCGCCCCGUCUUCGCCCUGCACGACCCCAGAUUCCUACUGCCUUUGGAAAGCAACAACAACAUCAUGAACAACAACAACAGCAGCAGCAGCAGCCCCUGGCCAGACCUACCAACCAUGGCGACACACUACGCAGACCUCAUCUCCUCCUCCUUCUCUUCCUCCCAAGCACAACAACAGCAACCAUGCAUCCUCGGCGGCUGGUCCUUCGGUGGCGUGGUCGCCUUCGAGGCGGCACGCACCCUGCUCGCGCGCGGCGACCGUCCCGUCGCGGGCGUAGUCCUGAUCGACGCCCCGCCGCCGGUCCGACACGUGCCCCUCUCGGAGGGGAUCAUCCGCGCCGUUACUACUACCGAGUCGUCGAGGAGCAGCAAUGCGACCGCGACGGCGAUGCGGAAACUCAUCCACCGGUCCUUCUCCCGCUGCGCCUCGCUGCUCGGCGCUUUCUGUGCUGCCCUAGGUACUACUACUGCUACUACUACCGGGGCAGAGGAGCUACGUGACCAUGACCCGCGCCCCAUCCCGCGCGUAAUUGUGCUGCGCGCCAAGGAGGGGUGGGUGCCGCCGGCGGGGUAUUUUUCUUCUUCUCCUGUUUUUCCUGGAGAGAAAGAGAAGGAAUACGAGAACGCCUGGCUCCAAGACCGACGGGACCCGGGUCUCACGACGCGCGGAUGGGAGGAGGUGACGGGCCAGGCGGUGGUGCGGUGUAUCGAUAUCCCCGGGGACCAUUUCUCUGUGUUUGAUAAGGCGAAUGUCGGGGAGGUGUCGGCCGCGGUGGGGAGGGCUUGCCAGGAGUUGUUGGACCUUGGGGGGGCUGCACGUCCAGUGUCAAGAGUAAGGUCGUAGUACGGCACUUCCAUGUUUGUUGUUGGCGGAACGCACAACCUGUGAACGCUUGGAGAGCUUUUCAUAAUGGCCUAGACGGGACACACUUUGUCGAAUCCUUGAACGAGGUCUUCAGUCGUCCAGGGCGGUUAUCAACAUAGAGACCUGAAAGGCUGAAAUGGUAAUGGACUCUACAGGCUUCGUUCAGUUCGUCGUUCAGGGCAUUUGGGAGACAAAGGGGGUUUCCCAUAUGUAACCCUAGUUAGGAACCUGGAAAAUUUCCUAUUUUUAUCACAUAUUUUUCA
This is a messenger RNA of Chaetomium strumarium, 7316 nucleotides long. Its product is annotated as polyketide synthase. Lineage: Eukaryota; Fungi; Ascomycota; Sordariomycetes; Sordariales; Chaetomiaceae. The transcript has 5 exons. The record is from RefSeq and is a predicted model, not a curated record. Gene Ontology annotation, molecular function: phosphopantetheine binding; 3-oxoacyl-[acyl-carrier-protein] synthase activity; fatty acid synthase activity. Gene Ontology annotation, biological process: fatty acid biosynthetic process; secondary metabolite biosynthetic process. The coding region runs from base 232 to 7032 and encodes 2266 amino acids.